This is a messenger RNA of Chara braunii, 4538 nucleotides long. The record is from the annotation of a GenBank genome assembly. NCBI's taxonomy places the organism in Eukaryota, Viridiplantae, Streptophyta, Charophyceae, Charales, Characeae.
UCAGUGAAGGUACAUCAGCGACAGGAAUAGUUACUGUUUCUUCUGUCAAGGGGAUGAUGAAGGAGACGACAUAUGAGAUGGCCUGAAAUUGAAAGGGAGGGUCGCCUCCGCGUGCGUAACUCGCUGGGCGUCAAGCUGUGGUUCUCAAUUUUCACUUCGGCCAACAUGGCUGCGCCGCCGGCGAAGCCCUCGCCUCAGCCGCAGCAAGAUGCCUUAUAUUAUUUACUUAGCGACCUCCGAACUCGCGAUCCUGCCCAGCAGAAGGCGGGGGCGAAUGCUCUGUGCGAGUACGUGUUAUGGGAAACGAGGGACUUGAGAGGAGAGGGUUUCACGGGGUUCAUGGAUCGGUUAUACGGGCGUUUGCGGGCGAUGAUCGAGAGCGCCGACGAGCUGGAGAACAUUGGGGGCGUUUGUGCCAUUGACGCUCUCAUCGAUUGGAAGCUGGGUGAGCACUCUGCCAAGUUGAAUAAGCUCGACAGUUUUCUCAGAUACGUCUUCGAGGUUAAGAGAGAGGAGGACACGCUGCUGCUUGCGGGAAAUGCCUUUGGCCAUCUUCUGAAAGUGGGAAACACUGUGACGUCUGGCUUAACUGCGAAGACAGUCGAUGAGAUGGUCACACUUGCAUUGGACUGGCUUGUGGAGAACUCUCCUCACAAACUUGCAGCAGCAAUCAUCUUGAAGUCCCUCGUGGGGGCUCUCACGGAUGUCAUGAGCCAAAUACUCUGUAGAGAUGUGGCUGACGAGCGCACUGCUACUGUGAUGGGCUCGCCAGGCUCCUUCACAGCUUGUGAUGGGCACGAUGUAUGUUUGGUCUGCGUUCAAACAUUGAUUGGGCUAGUCAUUAGCAUUCUAGCAUUCUGCUUCGCUAUCUUAUACUACGUGAAUGAGGCUGUUGCAGAGAGUUCUCCAACGAUUUUUAAUACAAGUGUCCCAAUGUUCAACGAAAAGAUUUGGAUAGCAUUGCAUGAUGAGAACAAGGCCGUCAGGGAAAGGGCUGCUGAGGCAUUGGGUGCAUGUCUUCGCAUUGUACAGACUCGCGAGACAAGAUGGCGCGCUCAACGAUACUUCCGUCUGUUUGAGCGAACAGACUUUGGGAUGCGGAAACAGGCAAGCCCUGAGAGUAUUCAUGGCUCGUUGAUUGCAAUUCGGGAGCUAUUGCAGGGUGCAGGAGAAUUUAUGAUGGCAAGGUAUCAAGUUGUGGCUAACAUUGUCCUCCGAUUCAAGCAUCACAAGGAUCCUCUCAUUCGCCGGACCAUCACGGAGUUGGUUCCAAUGAUAGCACUGUAUUUGAAAGCCAAGUUCCUUACGGAGUACCUUGAGAAAUACAUGCAAUACUUGAUGGAUGUGAUGAAGAAUCCUUCUGAAAGGGCCAGUGGGUUUGUGGCACUUGGAGGCAUGGCGAAUCGUGUGGGGAUCAGUCUUGUGCCUUAUUUGGAUGAGAUCUUUGUUCUUCUACGUGAUGCGAUUGUGCCCAGAAAGGGACCCGUUUGUCCGGAGGCCCUCAUUUGUGUGGGGAAGCUGGCGCAAGCGAUUGGGAAGAAAAUGGAGGACCAUGUAAAGGAUCUAUUGCCGGCCAUGCUGCAAGGUGGUCUUAGCCCUGCCCUUGUUGAAUCCUUGAGCGCAAUCUCAAGCAGUCUCAAGGACCUUGAUAUCGAGGAGAGCUUGAUUCGACUCGUUGAUUCAGUGCUUAUCAAGGAAGAGGGUGCCAAAGCUCAGAGUCUCAGCUCAGCUUUGACGGGCUCACAUGAAUCAGUUAACUCUUCUAUUGUGCAACUUGCUUUGAGGACACUUGGUUCUUUCAGGCUGGAGCUUCCCAUUCCAGUGUUUAAGCAGAAGACAUGGAAGGUUGUGCUGUAUCUGGAAGACGCCGAUCCCCUUAUUCGACAGGAAGCUGCUGUGACAAGUUGCAAGCUGAUUGCAUCUGUCGUUAAGUUCAGGCCGAGUCCAGGUGAUCCGGACUUCCGGAGAUCAAUAAGAUGGGAGAAGAUAGAAGCAACCAUAUUUGAGAUUGUGAAGAAGCUCAUGGUCGCUGUGAUUGAUACGGAGCCGGGGGUGCGGAAGGCGUUCAUGAGCUGUCUGCUGUCAACAGAAGCUCUUCAUGAGUUCAUUUUCCACGAGGACUGCGUCUUUCCUUUGUUUAUUUCUCUCAAGGACGAGGUUUUUGAGAUCCGUGAGCUGGCAAUCAAGGUGCUUGGACGAAUUAGGAAUAGGAAUCCUGCGUUUAUCUUGUCGAGGAUGCGAGAUCAUCGGCAAUACCUUCUGGGGGGGUUAGAUAUAAUGUUAGAUGUGAAGACUAGAGAAGAAUGUACAAAACUCUUAGGUGUUCUUAUGCGAAGUUGUCCAGAAGCUGUAUCAUGUGAUUACCCAACCAUUUUAGAGACCUUGAUUUCGAAACUACGGGAGGCAAUGCUAAUCGAAUCUUCGCCUGCACGUGGCCAUGGACUCUGUGGAAAUUGUGGAGUGGUUACUUCAACGUUGGCAACAUUAGGCGAUCUGAGUGAAGUGGGGGGUUCAGAGCUUCGACAGCAUCUUAAAGACCUGCUACCACUGAUUGUUCAAGCUCUGCAAGAUGACAAAGUGCCUGGAAAGCAGAGGGUGGCAGUCAUGACGCUUGGGAAGGUUCUACAGAGCACUGGGUUUGCUGUGAAUCCUAUUAUGAGCUACCCAGAGCCACUGCUAAGUCUUGAGAGGCUACUGAAUCCCACGGGUGAUUGGGCUCUGCAAAGAGAAGUAAUGCAUGUUUGGGGAAUGUUAGGAGUUGAUCCACAUUUGUACAAGCACGGGAUGAGGAAUACAUCAUCAAGGCUGCAAAUGCAGUCACCUGCUGCUGCCCAAUCUCAGUCCAAGGAAAGAACAUCAGCUGCAAUCACCACAGCUAUUGAUGAGACACCCAUAGACCUUCUCUGCAGUGCGACAUUUUCGACAAGUAAUGAAGAUUUCUACCCAACUGUUGCAACAAAUGCAUUACUGCGUGUUGUUAUGAAUAGUUCAACGGUUUCCUCGCAGAAGUUAGCCAUAACUUCCCUGGUGUCCGUAUUGAAGGUGCUGGGACCUCAGGGAUGUGCACCGUACCUCGCAAAGGUUAUGACCGGCUUCUUCCAUAUUUUUCGCACCUGUGAGGAUGGUCUCAAGGGUCUUAUGCUCGAACAACUCUGCGAGAUUGUCAUGAUUGUGCGGAAGCCCAUUCACCCAUAUCUGCGUGACUUGAUGGCAAUUAUUCUCCAAGAAUGGAGUAACCUUCCUCUUCUCACAGGGGUCCAGACAUUGUUGAAGAAGUUGUAUCUUGCUGUGAAUACCCCAUCACUUUUCGAGCCGUACAUGCCAGAAGUUCUCCCAAGAUGUAUGCAACAACUUGCGGAUGCGGAAAGAAGUGGUGAUUUGCCUAUUGUAAGGUCGACGCUACACAUGCUGGAAGUAUUUACUGUGGGCUUCUCAAUGGUGCAUGUGCAUUGGGUUGUGCCGGCUGUGGUGCGGAUGUUCAAGGGAGAUGUCGGCUCAGCUUCAGUAGAGAUUCGUCGGGAGGCGCUGCAGUCACUUGCCCGCCUUAUCGAUCGCCUGUGUAAAACGCAUUCUGUGAGCGGCCUUGUGCAGUCUUUUUUUGUUCCUCUUAUUAGAGUCAUUGCUGGGCCUGAAGAGUCUCUGCGUGGAGUUGCAUUGGAUGUGCUAUGCAUUUUUGCAGCAAUGGAUGUUAGGCAGUUUGGAUUUGCCUUGCCGGCCGUAACAAGAAUAGUGGAGCCGCUGCAGCUACAGCAUGAUCAGUUCAGGCAGUUGGCUGUCGAGAUGAAAGAAAGGCGAUGGGUGCAGAUUGAUGCAAUAAAGGCACAGCUCCUCAAGAAAGUCUCAGUGGUAGAGGGGUUGGAGAUGGAGGCUGUUGACAAUGGAGGUCCUGUUGAAGAUCUGGAGGAAUCCGUUCCCCCACUCAAGAUGGACGUGCACAAAUUGAAGAAUGCCAGUGAAGCAUGGAAUCUUUCCAUGCGGGAAGACUGGGACGAGUGGAUGCGUCAGCUCUCUGUGAAACUUCUGAAGGAGUCACCAUCACCCGCACUUCGGUCUUGUGCAGAGCUUGCAAGAGAGCAGCCCAGUGUGGCUAAGGAGCUGUUCUCUGCUGCUUUCGUGAGCUGCUGGACAGAGAUGAAGCCUCCAUCUCAGGAACAGCUGGUGACCUGGUUCGAGCAUGCAUUUAUCUCUCUGAGCAUUUCGACUGAGACACUGAAUAUUCUGCUGAAUCUGGCUGAGUUUAUGGAUCGGGACGAGAAGCCGUUGCCAGUGCACCUUUCCAAAUUGGCAACGUUGGCUGAAAAGGUAUGUUUGUUCCUCUCUGCAAUAAAUCAGUCUACUGUACUGCCUCAGCCUGCCUGUGAUGUGGGGGUCGGGCGUAGGGCGGUUGUAGAGGGGGUCUGCAGGUGUAGGCAAAGGUGAUAUUUACAGGCAUGAAGCAGUCUCACUGAUCUCUAUACAUCAUCACGUGUGACAGUACACUUGAAAGACAGCAAAGCAUCUCUCUCUAUACACAGUUGAAGUAAAAGAUGGAGAAACGA